This is a messenger RNA of Trichobilharzia regenti, 341 nucleotides long. NCBI's taxonomy places the organism in Eukaryota, Metazoa, Platyhelminthes, Trematoda, Strigeidida, Schistosomatidae. The record is from the annotation of a GenBank genome assembly.
UCUUGAUUGUGAGAAAUCGUCUCUCCGCUCAGCUAAUUCUCUUUUGAUAAGAAUGAUUGGCUACCUGCUUCUUAUAGCUAUUGCGAUUUCAGUCGUUGACAGCACAUAUAUCGACCAGAACCGUCUGUUGAACGGCGGUGAAGUUCAUCAUUCUUCUGAUCAAGUGUUACCCAACAAUCGUCUCGGUGGUAGUCAAUCUACUCAAAUUGAAAAACGAAGUUAUUUUUAUUAUUGGCGUUAUUUCUCUUGCUAUGUUACUUCAUGUCCAGAUUCAUACAAGUAUAAAAAAUCUCACUGAUUAUUUCAUUUUUCAUACAUUUAAAUAAAUAUUUGGUUAAACA